GGUCUACACAUGCUUCCUCCAACGUUCCACCUGCAGACAAACCCUAAAUACAGUAAUUACUAACCUUAACCUUAAUCUCGAGGAUUUCUCCUUCCGAGCUCCUCUUUCCAAUCCUCCUCAAACUUUCUUGGAACUACUUCGUGCUGACUAGACCUGAUCUCUACAAGAUCUUACUUGAUGAACACUUUGAUCGACACCCAACACCCAACCACCAACCACCACGCACAAAAUGCAUUGUAUCGAUUGGUAUUUAUAACAAUACUACCAAUAUUGUCAACACUACCAACGCUACCAGUGCUACCACCAUGUGCGUGCGACUGACUGCUACUGCCGCUACUACGGACCGAGCUACUGCUACCGUCCUAAAAUGAGCUGCUGAACUUCGCCUCCAACAAUGGUCGAAGGAUGUUGAUCUCCAAAUUUUAAUGAUGACCACACAUCCAUCCUAAUGGGACGCUACAUGAAUCCUAACGGCAACCUGCCGAUGGACGCUUCCAACCACUGCAAGGCAAGCAUGGCCGGGAAAUCACGUUUUCGUACAAUCCGCUCUCUUGGUAUAAUCUUUGUUUUCCCUAUGCAUGGCCGUUCCUUCAAUGCCAAUUUCCAACUGACUGAGGCUCAGCCUGGAGUCAUGGCAUGCUAUGGUGUUGGUUCACGGAUUCCAUAUCAGCCCUAAUCUUUCUUGCAUCCAUCUAUCAUAAGGUUCUUGAUGUUCCACCAAUAUUCUUGGGGAAAAGAAAUAAAUCAGAUAUAAUAAUCGGAACAUGUAACCGUGGGCAUUUCGUCAUCUGCAUCUCAUUUCUUUUUUUUUUUGGAUUUGCAUUACUCUCUUCUUAUCCCUCGAUCUCUUUGCACACAUUCAUCUACUGUCUUUUCUGGUAUUCAUUCAUUCAUUGACUCCUUUCAUUCACUCCUUCUGCUUGAGCACUGAGUAGUGGGGGCGACUCUCUCAUCGCCAUCUCAUUCUCGUCCAUUCGUUUGUUUGCAUUCACUCUCGUUACAGUGUGUGUCGAAGUAUUUAAUCCGGCGAAUCUGAAGUUACUGUUUUCCAGACUUUUCUUCUGGUCUACUUUCCCCUCCUUUAAUAGCCCAAUCCAUCGCCAAUCGCAGUCUUUACUACUAUAGCACUGUCAUAGCAUUUGAGAGAAUCCAACCUGAAGAUCAAUCGCCAUAUCUACGAGAUUUUUGUCAGCAUGGUCUUCUUUCGAGGAGCCUCAAUCGUGUCCAUCCUUACCAUUGCUGGUUCAUUCCUAUCGCAAACGGCUCAAGCAAUCCCAAGACCUCACGAUCACCGACCAAGGGGCUAUGAUUAUGGUGUAGACAUAGGAGCAAUUUUGAAGCGGGAUGUUACUCCUAUUCCCACUACUGGAGUCUCAUUUAACAGCUCAAAUUCGUCAAUACCAGUUCGUCAAGAAAUCCGGGAUCUACAAAAGAAUGCGGAUCUUUGGGAGCUAUAUAUUUUGGGGGUAUCAAUGAUGCAAACUAUCAAUCAAUCAGAUAUUCGUUCAUGGUACCAAAUAGCCGGCAUUCAUGGUAGACCUUAUCUUCCGUAUGACGGAGUCCAAGCUACUCCCGGUGACGAAAAUAACGGAUAUUGUACCCAUGUCUCGAUUCUCUUCCCUACUUGGCACAGGCCUUACUUGGCACUUUAUGAGCAAACACUCCAUAGUAUCGUUGUAUUCAUUGCAGCACAGUUCUCUGCUGGAGCCGAGAGAGACAGGUAUACUGCUGCUGCAGCCAACUUCCGUAUUCCGUAUUGGGAUUGGGCUGUUGUACCACCCACUGGGGAGAGUGUUUUACCCCCAAGUGUUUCGACCCCAACUAUAACUGUCAAUGGGCCUGCCGGUGUUCAAACAAUUUCCAAUCCACUGUUUAGUUAUCACUUCAACCCUUUGGACCCAUCGGAGUUACCUGAUGCACCUUUCAGCCAGUUUCCCCAAACUUUGAGGUAUCCCACAUCCAAUGAUGCCUCUGCUACUUCACAGAACAACCUUGUUGCUCGACAACUUGAUAAUAGUGCUGCUUCAUUCCGGAACCGUCUGUAUAACCUCUUCACCAAUUAUCACGACUACAGUACGUUCAGUAAUGAAGCAUGGAUUACCGCCUCUAGCCCGGGAGAUUUCGAUUCCAUUGAAUCCCUCCACGAUCAAAUUCAUGGAUUGACAGGAAGUGGUGGCCACAUGGCUUACAUCGACUACUCUGCCUUCGAUCCACUCUUCUUUCUUCAUCACGCAAUGAUCGAUCGUUGUUUUGCCAUUUGGCAAACCUUGAACCCAGACAGUUAUGUUUCUCCCAGAGAAGCUUCAUACAGCACCUUUACCAUGACGGCUGGAACCACCCAAGAUGUAUCUACACCACUCAAGCCUUUUUACGACGCCGGUGGGAAAAACUUUUACACUUCUUCUAAUGUUGUCUCAACAGAAUCUUUUGGUUACGCAUAUCCGGAAACAUUACAAGGGGGAAAUACAACUGCUCAAGCAAUCAAGGCCAUAAAUCUUCUAUACGGGACGACUGCUCCGGCAAAAACGGUUUCUCGCGGUUUGAUUCCAGGUCUCGCCUCUUCAGGUCUCGCCUCUAAAUUAUUAGGACGGGAGCACCAUCUUAACUCAACAUAUGAUCUUCUCUCCUUCGCCCUCGCCCCGAACGGUCAAUACACCGAAUGGAUUGCCAAUAUUCAAGUGCAGAAAUUUGCCCUCUCUAGGUCGUUUUUUAUUCACGUUUUCCUUGGACCUUUCGAAGAUGACCCCUCGAGUUGGUCAUUCGAACCUAAUCUAGUCGGCACGCACUGCGUUUUUGCGAAGCUUUCAUCCUCAGGUGCCUCUGUAGCUGAUCCUAACCAAUUGGUAACAGGGACGAUUCCUCUUACUAGUGCUCUACUCGACGAUAUUUCAGAAGGUCAUCUGAGAUCACUGAACGAUGUGGACGUCGAACCAUACCUUAGAAAGAAUCUCCAAUAUCGCAUCACACUUCUAAAUGACACGGAAAUUGACAACUCCGCUGUCCCAAGUUUGAAGCUUAGUGUGGUGAGCUCUAGUGUUCAACAAAGUACGGUUGAUCAUGAAUUGCCAAAAUGGGGUUCGAUGAUUAGUCGUUUGGAGUUAUUUGUCGAGGAGCUGAAGGAGGCAUUGGGAAAUACAACCCUAAUAGGUUAUUGAUUUGAUCUUGGGUGUAUUAGCAUGUCAUGGCGGGGAGUUACGACUUUUUAGUCGAUUUUCUUUCUUCGGGGGAUGGAAUUUUGUAGAUGAUCCGAUGAUACCAUUUUGCAUGUUGGAUAUUGGAUAUUGAAUAGCCGAUAGAUGAUGCGAAAAAUAUGUUACA
Botrytis cinerea B05.10 is the source of this 3318-nucleotide messenger RNA. RefSeq lists its product as hypothetical. The coding region runs from base 1194 to 3155 and encodes 653 amino acids. The record is from RefSeq and is a predicted model, not a curated record. The transcript is spliced from 4 exons. Lineage: Eukaryota; Fungi; Ascomycota; Leotiomycetes; Helotiales; Sclerotiniaceae. Gene Ontology annotation, molecular function: oxidoreductase activity.